Musca domestica (house fly) is the source of this 3191-nucleotide messenger RNA. RefSeq lists its product as uncharacterized. Bases 1147 to 1710 code for a protein of 187 amino acids. NCBI's taxonomy places the organism in Eukaryota, Metazoa, Arthropoda, Insecta, Diptera, Muscidae. The transcript has 2 exons. The record is from RefSeq and is a predicted model, not a curated record.
CUAUUUGAAUUUGAUGUGUGUCUAACCCUGUCUUGACACUUGUGUUUUCCCCCACCCCCCUCAAGAUUGAAUGUGUUGUCCGUCUGUGCGAUCAUAUGGGUUACACACAGUUGUGUAUUGAUUGUUGUUUGUAUGUGUGGUAAUGUUACCCUUCCCAUAGUUUUCUUUUAGUUUAGUUAUGAUGCGUUUAGUUCAAAUAUGAUGUGUCUAUGUCGUGUGUUUGUCCCUAAUUCUUCUCACUUGUGUUUUUCCUGAGGAUUGAAUGACCUUGGCGCCCUUUGUUUGCUGUUGCACAUUUUGUUGCCUAUAUUAAGGCUUAGACGUUGUUGUUGCAUGUGCCCUUAGAAAGAAAUUUGUCUCGAGUUGUUGUUUUUCCUAAUUAGCGUAGACAUAUACCUACAGUCGGGCGUAUGCGUUUGAUCCCUACAUUCAGCCAUCAUCAUCACUUGAGGGUAAUAAAAAAAUGUAAUGAGACUCAUAUUUUGUUUUUUUGUUUUGUUUUUUUAGUUUUUUUAUGUUUGGGGUUUUUAUUUCACAUUGGGAAUGUUUGAACCGCUGUAUGUAUGUAUGUGUGUGUGUGUGUGUGUGUGUGCGUAAUUGUGCGUUGUUUGGUUUUUUUUUUUGAGCCUACCCUCACUUGGCAUCAUCCCACUUGUGCCACUUGUGGCACAUAUCAAAAGAGUUAUAAAAAAAAUAUUUGAAAUAAUUUUGACAGGUCCCUCACAAAUGCGGUUGACCCAUCACUACAGAACUAGUGUUGUAAAACAUAUUUUGCUCUCGAUGUUUCCUAAUAUGAUAUGUUUGUCUAAUAUUAUCUCUUGAGGAUCAAAUGAGAAAAUAUUGGUGUGUUUAUGUUAAGGGGACAAGGUAAAGGGAAUACCAUUUCUUUUCCCAGUAGUUGUUGCAUUUAAAUAUUUUAGAAAAAGGAUGUAUUAAACUAAUUCAACGCUUUGUAAAUAUGAUUCCUUUUGCAUUGAAACAUCGAGAUAAAUCCUAAACUAUGUUAUGCAUUAGAUAGUUGUGUAUUUCUUUAUCCGAAAGGAUUUUUAAUGUAAACAAUAUAUUGGUAUUUAAAGCGGAGUAAAUCUUGAGAAAUAUACUCAGUUUUAAAAAAUCCUUUACGAAGACAGCAUCUUAAGAACAAAAAUGUCCUUUGCGUUCAGCGAAAAACUUUCGGAAGAUGUGGAUGUCAAUAACUUCUAUGAGGAUACAGAAGGCGAUAUAGUCAUAUGUUCCGUCAAGGAAAAAAAGGAUGAGGAGAAUGUGGAGGAUGUGGAAAUGGAAGAGGUGUUGGAGGACCAUGGUGAAACAACAGAGGACUCCUCAACUCAUUAUGAGGAGGAGGAAACCCAGUCCACAAUCCUGGAUGAUGAUGAGAUUGGAGACGAUGGCGAUACCACGAUCACUUAUGAGGAGGAGGAAACCCAGUCCACAAUCCUGGAUGAUGAUGAUGAGAUUGGAGACGAUGGCGAAACCACGAUCACCGAAACAACAGUAAACGAGCUUGACAGAAUACGAGAGGGUCUGCCGGAACGAGCAGUGGUUACCUCAUCGAUCGUAUUAUGCCCACCUCAAUACAGUGUUCUUCAUGAUUUUGAGGAUUAUAUUAAUAAGAAUUUUGUAGAUUUAAAUUAUAUAGUUCAAAAUAAUGAGCAUUAUAAAGAAUUAAGGGUACAUUUCAAUGAAUUUGACAAAAAUAGAAAUAAAUAAUAAAAAAAAAAAAUGUAUAUAUAUAUAUAUAUUGUGUUCUUUAUUUGGUGGGAUGGUUUGGGUUAAAAAAAAAAUACAUUGAGUUCUUUAAAAAUAGAAAUACAUAAUAAUAAAAAUAAAUUACAUUGUUUUCUUCAUUUGGUGGGGAUGGUUUGGGUGAAAAAAAAAUCAUUGUGUUCUUCAUUUGGUGAGAUGGUAUGGGUGAAAAAAAAAAAAACAAGUUUUUCAUAUAAAUAGGAGGACUAUGUUGCUAAAGAAAACAGUGUGAAAUAAAGCCUAAUAGAAAUAAUGUCGAGCGUAAACCUUGUAAAUUUAUUCAACUCCUACAACCACAAAAGGAUUAUCACAAUAAAGGAGAUGGAUCAAAACAGGGAUUACGUUAUCAGUGGAGCAUACAGAACCCAAACCAAAUAUGGUGAAAGAAUUGUGCUUAAACUGGAUGAUGCUAUACUUUACCUGCCAUCUAGGUUCUUAGCACUACGAGAAGAAGACGUCAAGGAAUUGGGAUGCGGUGGAUAUACCAUAUCAAAAUCAACAAUGGGAGGCGAGAGAGAUAACACAUUAUACAAAUUGGAAUUGAAGCAAAAAAAAUCUAAUUUCUUUUAUCAACCAUAUUUAGCUUAGUAAAUACAACAACAAAAAUAAUAUAAGACUAAAUAUCAUUGUUAGAAGUUAUUCAGUCGAGGAAAGAACAAGCGUGAAGAAUAUGGCAUCAAAAAAUUUGGGGAGCAAAUGCUUGGAAAAGGAUGCAGGAUGGGAUAAUCCGGAAAUUGAUGAAUAUCUUAUGAUGAAGGCUUCUCAAUUCGAGGCUUUUUAUAGUUUGAUGAUACCAAUAGAAGAGGAAUUCCCUAGAAAUGAAAUACCCACAAGGAAUGAAAAUCAUAUACUUACAGAGAAUGAAGUCAAUGGAGAUGAUUAUAUACACAUAACUGAAGGACAAUCAUUGUGGGAUUUAGAUGAAAAUGAUCCAUGGUGGGAAUAACAUAAGAUAUAUUUAAAUAUAAAACGAAAAUGUUAUUGUUGUGUGAGAGAAAAUGCAGAAAUAAAUAAUGUAUUAUUUAAUAAAAUCAACUCGGUUUUUCAUUUACACUUCACAGUUUGUGAGUGGAGCUCCUAGUAGAAAGAUGUACCCCCAACUAAAUAAGGAAACUGAACGUCUGAAAACAUUUUCAAAUUGGCCACUAUCCUAUCCAGAUCCCAAAACCAUGGCAGCAGUGGGACUAUUUUACACUGGAGUAGGCGAUGUAACAAAAUGUUAUUUUUGUGAAGUGUAUAUUCAUCGUUGGAAACAGACCGAUUGCCCGGUAUCUGAACAUUUGAGAAAUUCUUGCAGCUGUCCUUUAUUAAGAAGAUGUGUUACAAACAAUAUUCCCGCAGCACCUAAAACUUUAGAUGUACUACUUCCAGAAUUGGGAUUAGAUGUUUGUAGUCGUACAUUAGUGAAUCCUUUUUCACCAAUAUUCAUUAUAUUAUAUACAUUU